Messenger RNA from Colletes gigas, 5153 nucleotides. Its product is annotated as forkhead box protein N3-like. Gene Ontology annotation, biological process: regulation of DNA-templated transcription. Gene Ontology annotation, molecular function: DNA-binding transcription factor activity; cis-regulatory region sequence-specific DNA binding. The transcript has 6 exons. Gene Ontology annotation, cellular component: nucleus. Lineage: Eukaryota; Metazoa; Arthropoda; Insecta; Hymenoptera; Colletidae. Bases 341 to 1846 code for a protein of 501 amino acids. The record is from RefSeq and is a predicted model, not a curated record.
UUUUCGUACGAAUUAAAUGUCUGCGUGUAAUUUGUCGCGUUUCCACGCGUCGACGGCCGAUUUCUGUCCCGUGUCCUCUCGUGCUGAUAAUGGAGACGCAAAUUUACAAACGCAGCCGUCGAGAUUGUUUCGCGUAGCAAGUGUGUUAAUAACAAGGACGGAGAAACAUGUUGCGAAAACAGACUGCACCGAGCGGACGCCAUUUUUUUCGAAAACGAUUUAAAUGUAGAAUAUCGGUGCGGAAAAUUGUGUGAAAUGGGACACGCACGAAGUACCUGCGACACUGUCGAGCAAACCGACGGAUAUCAUUUAAGUGACGAAAAGAGAUACUUGACACAAUAUGCCGCCAGAUAGACCAGAUGCAUCCGAAGUAGAAACUGAAAUUGGACUGAACAGUACUCAGGUCUUCAGUUUUGGGGAAACGGUGUACACGAUGAAAGAAAAAGAAAACACAAGUGCUUUCGUCGAGACAAAUUCGACCGACGAGCUUCAUGGGGAAAUUUCAAUGUCGGAAAAGUCCAUAGAAAAGAACAGUCAGUUAGACGAUGAUUUGACUUCAUUGAGUUGGCUCCAUCAACAAAAUCUGUUGAAGGAUUUGGAUAUUUCGAAUCCCUCGAAAGAUAUGAAAAACAAAAACGUAUUAAACAACAACAUUUGCGACGACAUGGCAGACUUUUCUGAAAACACUAAUUCGAUUUCGAGUUUGGAUGAUGGUUAUUGUCCAGAUAAUAAUGGCAAGAUAAAUAACUCAACGUCACACGAACAUAGUCAGAGCUUUCAGCACUCCAACAAAACUGGUCAAAAGACAAUGCAAAUCUUUCAAGAGUCGGUAAAAAAUCACUACAAUUCCUCACAAAAUAAUCAAACGAAGAUAUCUCUGAGCAACAAUAAUCUGCCAGUUUCGAAUCGCAACAAACAUCCAACACAUAUACCGUAUGAUCCUCAUUUACACAGGAACAGUAAACCACCAUAUUCAUUUUCCUGUUUAAUUUUCAUGGCUAUUGAAGAUAGCCCUGUAAAAGCUCUGCCAGUCAAGGAGGUGUACGCCUGGAUUUUGGACCACUUUCCAUAUUUUAGGAACGCACCCACCGGAUGGAAGAACUCUGUUAGACAUAACCUAAGCUUGAAUAAGUGCUUUCGUAAAGUGGAAAAAGCUCCAAAUUUGGGCAAAGGUUCGUUAUGGAUGGUAGAUGCACAAUAUCGUCCGAAUUUAAUACAAGCAUUGUCUCGUGCUCCAUUUCCACCUCCCACUGCUCAAACUUUGUCUUCCCCAGAAAAACCGCAGAGAAAGAACACGAGCACGCGCCUUCCAGAUCCUAUCCUCUUCCCAUACCUUUCCAAAAGACUGGCAUCGAGCAACAUUACCGAUAACACAGAAACUGAAGUAGACAGCGACGUAGAUGCAGCUGCCGCUGCUAUGCUUUCUUUCAAACACGGUCCUAUUAUUUUAAAUCAUAAUAAAGAUCGUAAACGAAAAUUAGUGGAGUCUGAAAAGUUGGUUCCAGUAAUCACUAGAAGCUCCAGCGAGGACCACACGUACAGCUGCAUUACCUCAAUAAAACAAGAGAGCAAAUAUUCCUGCGAAGAAACGAACCCCGACUUCGACGAGCAACGGAAAAUAGCGGAGGGUGCGGACGCUCUUUUGAAUUUGGCGGGUGUUACCACGGCGGUUAGUCACAGUAGAAUAUCUCAUGUACAGGGUGUCAAUCCGGUACCAAAGUCUGAGAGCACGUCGAAGCCGAAGAAACGCUCGGUUCCGAACGAUUACUCGAAUCCGCCUGAAAAGAGACGUAAACAUUGGCCAAAGUGGAGCGAGGGAAAGCGGUAUUUAAAGCAGAUUAUAUAAAAGUUUCUGUCGCGCGUGCGCGCAACUGAAUCGCGCGCCACCCAUGUAUCCUUACCACGCAUCGAGCGCAAAAAAAAAAAAAAAAGAGAAAAACGAAAAGAAACAUUUCGAAAUUAUAUUUUCAAUAUCGAUUGUCGGGACAGAACGGACAUUUAAUCUUACAUCGCUGACAAUGAAUCAAUCGUCUUUCGAAUACGACUAAUAAUAGCAAAGAAUUUGCAUCGAAGUUAUAUUGCCAGUUUUUUAGGCAUGUAAGGGCGAAGAAAAAAAUGAGUGAGAGAAUUGAACGGCGAUCCGCGUCGCGUCGCAUUCGAAGGGAAGGCUCUGUCGGCAGGUGCAUUUCUAUUUAAAGUAUAAUUAAAAAGGAAGAAGAAAAAAAUGGAAAAAAAAAAAGAAGAACGAAGUGAAAACGAGAAAUGAAAAUAUUAUUGGCGAACGCUCAGGGUUUAGAACUCGCUAUAUGCCAAAAUAAAUUCAGUAGCACUAAGCAACAAGCAAUAAUAGAAGGGUAGUGUUUAAAAAAGUUACUUUUCUCAACAUGUUACUAAGACAUGAUACAAACUAAGCGGUUCAUGGAAAUGUCAAUGAAGUAAAAAGCAAAAAAAAAAAAAAAGAAUCACUAUCGCGUACUAAAUAACGAUGAACUUUUUAGACCUGUUGUGACGAUUAUACAUAUUAAUUCAUAGAGAGUUUAAUUAAUGAUAAUAGAGUUCUAUAUAUUAGGUUUUUGUAGAUAUGUAUAGAGAUAUAAUUGAUAUCUAUUCGAUAGAGAAAUUGAUAAUAUAUUUAAAAAAAAAAAAAGAUUAUAUAUAUACAUAUAUAUAUGUGUACACAUAUAUAUAUAUAUAUACACACACCAUACACACGUUCAUGUUACGUGCUCAUUCAUCACGCUCGGAAUACAUCUGGUCAUGUACACGGCUGUAUGUGUGCGUAAAAUCGUUCCGCGAGAACUAUCAGUAACGGGGAGAAAGAAAUACGGAAAGUCCAGUUACGCUGAGCAUGGAUUUGAAAUGAGGGAGAUCUUAUCAUUUCAUGCCUUUUUCUACUAUCUUCGUGGCUUUUGAGAUGAUUUUGAACAGUGCUGUAUAUAUGUAGAUCCUACAAUGUAUGCAUAGACCAGUUGCAAAAUUUUGUUAACGGAUCAAUAUAUAUAUCAUAUAUUGAUAAUAUUGAGCGUAUGGUAUAAGAACAAGAGGUCAUCCUAUUUUUAUAAAAAAAUAAAAUAAAAAAAUAAAUAUAUUCAUAAUAUUAAGAGCAUUGUGAAUACCUGAUAAGUAAACGAGUUGUAUAUGUGGUGAAAAAGCGGAUAUCGAUGAGGAAACUGGUCUUGUGUACAUUAACACGUAGUUCUAUAUAGAGAGAACGUAUAUUUUUACAGGGCACUGCCCGCGUGAUAAAAGCUCUUCCUAAUAAUUCGCUAAAAAAACACAGUUCAUUAGCUUAAACCACUUACUAAUUGUAAUCAUAGUAACUUGCGUGACACUACAAAAAAAACACGAGCAUGGUAGCGCAGCCUGAAACAGUUUCAUGUGUUUAUGAUUACACGCCAUAUAAUUGUAAAAUUUCCGUGAAAGAGACGUUUAAUCGUUCGAUUCGUUUUUUUUUUUUUAAUAGCGAAAUGCAUAUAGUGAAGGGGUACUCAGCUCGGUGAGGACUUGGUUACCAAUUUAAAAUUACAAAAUUUUAAAUCGGACACACGUUUCUAGUCUUACGACUAUAUGUAUAAACGUAAAAAGAAAACGAGAAAAAAAAAGUAAAUAAUGAAGUAAUAUCACUUGUUAGGUCGAUAAUGAUAUUUAAGCGUCACAGUUGCAAAUAAUGAUGAAUUGUUACCUGUAAUAUAUGUUACUGCUGGCUCAGAUAUAUUCAGACGCAAGACUCAUGAUUAUUGCUUUCACAAAGGUGCAAUUUAGUUUAACUUAUUGAUAAUGACAUCGUUUAUUUCUCUAAUGUUUAAUGUCUGGUUGCUUUGGAACAUUUUUUAAAUUACACCUGGUAAUAAAUUUAAUUAAGUCACCGACCGCGAUCAUUUUGUCUGCGAAGCAACGGGAAAAUUAUAAAUAAUAUAACAAAAUUCUGAUGUGUUAUUAAUGUAAAGAAAAAAAGAAGAAGAAUUAUACUUAAUUUAGCAUAACCGAGAAGUUCGAAAAAGUACGAUAAAUUGAAUGGACAUAUUGACGGGGACGCGCUGCCAAAACUUUUUAUGUGAUUGUAGCUAAUCGGCUACAGAGAAAGAUCCAAGAUAAGGGUGCAAGGAAGAAUGCCAUGUUAUAUACGAUCGAGGAACCUAAAUUUUUGAGAGAAAUGUACAUUUUUUAUGUAACGUAAAAUUUAUCCUAUUUAGAUGCACGUGCCCCGAGGGCUGGGCACACUUUUCGAAAUUUGUAUACACACAAGCAAGACCAGUUUUUGUAGACUUUACGUUUUCUAUUGUCUGUGAUAUUAUUGCAAAACUAAACACGCCUUGUUGUUGUUGUUAUACUUUGGUGAAACGAAAAUUUUUAGAGCUUUAUAAGUUUUUAUUGUUUAGAGAGAAAAAAAGAGGUGUUUGAAUCACACUUUCUGAUAUUAUUAAUUGGCAUUCUUGCUGACAACCUUAACAUUCUAAUCUAGAUAGGGAAACUGGCAUCUUCAAAUUAGUAGUGUUAUAUACAUAUAUGUAUAUAUAUAUGUGUGUGUGUGUAUAAUACAUAUAUAUAUGUAUACAUACAUAAAAAGAAAUAUAUAUACGCAUAUAUAUGUAUAUAUAUAUAUGUAUAUAUCUAUAAUUAUAUUAUAUACUGAAAGUAAUAUCACAGUUUUCGCUAUUUGUUGAAAUUUUUAGUCCUAGCUUUUGUUUGCUACGACUGAAGAUCUGUUCUUCCAUGUAGUUUAUUCUAAUGUAAUCAAUUAGGGGGUGGGAUGCCAUUUAUAAUAAUAGUGAUCUAGCUAAUCGAUCGAUUACAAAGUAGAAUAAUCGAUUAGCGAGACAACGUAAAGCAAUACACCAGUAAAUCCUGACAUUGGGCAGAAUACUCUUUAGUCGGCCGGUCCUCAGGAAACAUUUGUUUACGUUACAACGUAAUAAAGCGCAGUUGCACAUUGUGAAACAUGUAUAUGAAAAUUGUACGACAGAGCAAUUGCACAAGGGAGCUCGCUCGUCGAGUAUUUUUACCAAGUAUUACCUGUAGCGACGUACGCGAUAAAAAAAACACCAUUUCUUUUAUGUGAUCUUACAUAACGCAUGAGAAAUCAUAAUCGAACGCAAUGUUAAAUAGUUCGCUCUUGUCGAUCACGGACCGGCUGGCAAAUAACAAAUAAACAA